Rattus rattus (black rat) is the source of this 954-nucleotide messenger RNA. Its product is annotated as C1GALT1-specific chaperone 1-like. The transcript has a single exon. Lineage: Eukaryota; Metazoa; Chordata; Mammalia; Rodentia; Muridae. Gene Ontology annotation, molecular function: N-acetylgalactosaminide beta-1,3-galactosyltransferase activity. The record is from RefSeq and is a predicted model, not a curated record. Bases 1 to 954 code for a protein of 317 amino acids.
AUGCUUUCAGAGUGGAGCUCAUUUCUGAAGGGUGUGCUGCUUGGAAGUAUCGUCUUUGCCUUGACCAAACUGUUAGGACAGAUUAGGAUAGGUCGCAGAAACGGAAUACACCACCACGAGCAUCACCACCUGCAAGCUCCUAACAAAGAUGCCUGGAAAAUAUCAGAGGCGGAACUCCUGGAACUCAAAAACAGCUCCCGGAUAUACUGUAUCAUUCUUGUUACACCCAAAGAUGUGGGUCUCUGGGCUGCAGUUAAGGAGACUUGGAUCAAACACUGUGACAAAGCCGAGUUCUUCAGUUCUGAACAUGUUAAAGGAUUUGAGUCAGUUACUGUGAAUGAGAAUAGCACGUUGUUGAGGAUGAUGAAAGCUUACAGUUAUGGCUUUGAGAAAUACAAAGACCAAUAUAGCUGGUUCUUUCUCACAUAUCCCACUACAUUUGCUGUUAUUGAAAACUUGAAGUAUUUUUUGUUAAGAAAAGAUCCAUCACAACCUUUCUAUCUAGGUCACACUGAACAGAUUGGAGCUCUUGACUAUGUGAUUGUGGAGGGAGGGGUUGUCUUAAGUAUAGAGUCAGUGGAAAGACUCAACAGGUGUUUCAGUAUCACACAAAGUUGUCCCUAUGACAGAAAAUUGAUUUGGAAGUUUCCUGAAGAUCAUCUGCUUGCAAUCUUUCUGAAACAGGAGGGAGUGUUUGCAGAAAAUGCUGAAGAUGCAGAGGGGAAAAACUUAUUUAAUACAAAAACUAUUGGGAUACUUAUUAAAGAGGCAAUGACUGACAACCCGAAUGAGAUACUUCAAGGAUGCUGUUCUGAUAUGGCCAUUUCUUUCAGUGGACUGACUCCUGAUAAGAUGCAUGUUAUGAUGUAUGGGGUGUACCGUCUUAGGGCAUUUGGACAUGGUUUCAGUGAUGUACUGUAUUUUUUACCUCCAAAUGGUUCUGACAAUGAUUGA